UUGAGUUAAAUCUUAAUUUAAUUUCGAUAUUUUUCUUUUUUUCUUCUUUUUUUUUUUUUUUACUUGUUUCACAACAGCCGUUACUUCGCCCGGGUGAGGGGGGAUGUUGACGGUGUAACACCAGACCAGAGACAAGAGUCUUUUCGCGUCUUUUAGCUAACUGUUCACUUUUAAACAAUUUUAAAUAGAUUAGUUUAACAUAAUUUAGCCCAACUCCAAUGAGUGCCAGAGAGCACAGUGAUGAAGGCAGCAAACGGAGGGUGGCGUAUGUCUACAGCCCGGAGUACAUCGAGACUUGUGACACUUUAUCCAAAGUCCCAAACAGGGCGAGUAUGGUCCACUCCCUGAUAGAAGCUUAUGGACUGCUUCCACACAUGAGCGUUGUAAAACCUCGAGUUGCCACAAUGGAAGAGAUGGCCAUGUUCCACACAGAUUCCUACCUGGAGCAUCUGCACAAGAUCAGCCAGGACGGAGACAACGAUGACCCCCAGUCAGCCGACUACGGCCUGGGCUAUGACUGUCCUGUGGUGGAGGGCAUAUUUGACUAUGCGGCGGCGGUAGGGGGCGCUACUCUGACGGCAGCCGAGUGUCUGCUGGAGCAAAACUGCAAAGUGGCCAUAAACUGGGCGGGAGGCUGGCACCAUGCUAAAAAGGAUGAGGCUUCGGGGUUCUGCUAUGUGAACGAUGCUGUGUUGGGGAUCCUCAAGCUGAGGGAGAAAUUUGAGCGGGUGCUGUAUGUGGACGUCGACCUGCAUCAUGGAGAUGGUGUGGAGGAGGCCUUUAGUUUCACAUCCAAGGUUAUGACGGUUUCUCUGCACAAGUUUUCUCCUGGAUUUUUUCCCGGCACUGGUGACGUCUGUGACACGGGGCUCGGAAAAGGCCGUUGGUACGCUGUGAACAUCCCGCUGGAGGACGGCAUCCAGGACGACAGAUACUUCCAGGUUUUUACCAGCGUGAUGCAGGAGGUGCGGUCGCAGUUCAACCCGGAGGCCGUACUGAUGCAGCUGGGCGCCGACACCAUGGCGGGCGAUCCCAUGUGCUCCUUCAACAUGACCCCUGUGGGGGUGGCCAAAUGUCUGCUGCACGUCCUGCAGUGGCAGCUACCUACCCUGCUGCUGGGAGGAGGAGGUUACAACCUGGCCAACACGGCCCGCUGUUGGACGUUCCUGACCGCGACGGUCCUGGGAAAGACGCUGUCCUCAGAAAUACCCGACCACGAGUUUUUUACAGAGUACGGACCAGACUACUCGCUGGAGAUCAGUCCGAGCUGCAGACCGGACCGCAACGACAGCAAACACCUGGAGCGGGUCAUCAGCACCAUCAAAGGGAAUUUAAAGAAUGUGGUUUAGGACCUGGCAGCCUCAGCCAAACUCCACACACAUACACACA
Gambusia affinis (western mosquitofish) is the source of this 1389-nucleotide messenger RNA. It is a transcript of the gene hdac8, whose product is annotated as histone deacetylase 8. The coding region runs from base 219 to 1349 and encodes 376 amino acids. The record is from RefSeq and is a predicted model, not a curated record. Gene Ontology annotation, molecular function: histone deacetylase activity. The transcript has 11 exons. Lineage: Eukaryota; Metazoa; Chordata; Actinopteri; Cyprinodontiformes; Poeciliidae.